AUCACUAACGACGUUACUCUGAAAACCAUCUAAAAACGACUUUCGCUCCACCAUUUCCUCUGAAGAAGAAUCAGAUUCUCUCCCCUUCUCUCUCUCUCUCUUACACACACACACACAGCGCCCACUUCUUCUGCUUGUGGCGGCCGAGCGGUUAAAUAGUUAUUUCGGAUCUCUGCUAGCUCUGGAGUGUUUGAUUCGUAUUAUUUUUAGGGUUUCUGCGACUGAGGACUCGAAGCUCUUUCAUCCUGCAAAUCAGCAGUUGAAUAGACUUCAGAUUCAAGAAAACAACAAUUCCUUCUUCAAGUGAGACAACAUUCUGUAUCUCUAGUUCAACAAAUUUUCAUGCAAGUAUAACAUGGGAUCUGCCUGUUGUGUUGCUGCUAGAGAUAGAACCAUAACAGAUCGAUCUGGUAGUGAUGUUCAAGUUGUUACUAGAAAUGAUCGAUAUUCACCUUCAUGGAGUUUUCGAUGGGAUAACAGAGGGCGUGUAGCAGGUGAAGAAUCCUCCAUGAAUUGUUUUUCUGAUGGAGUGAUUACAAAUGAUCGGUUAGACAAUAAAUCUCAUACAACUGUAGAAACCGCAUAUGCAACAGAAGAAGGAAGCCCUUUGGAUAGUUCUAGAAGUCUCACAUGGCAAAAGUCUUCUUCACCUUCUCAAGAAAUCGGGUUCCCUCAAUCACAUCCUUUGAAUUCCAAGAAUCUUCCUGAGGGAAAGGAGUCAAUGGGAACUCCAUUAACUUCAGACCAAUCUCCAACAAAAACAUCAACGCCACCUCAUUCAACUUCAUCCUUGUCAGCAUCACCUCUAUCCUCCACCCAAGGCCACCUCCCGCCGCUCUCAACCCUAACCCCAUCACGGUGGCCCCGCCCAUCCCCAAACCACCACCACCACCUCCUCCGGCAAGUCUCCGACAGCCGAAUCCGCGGCAUAAUGUCUCCAAACUUUUCAAUAUCCGAAGACGGUUCACCUUCACCUUUCACACACCCAGGGUGGGCCAACAAGUCAACCCGCGGGUCCCACGGCGGGUCAUCCGAUGCUUCAUCUGACCCCACCUACUCCGAGCUCAUGGCAAUUUAUAACAAUAGCAAAAGAUGGUCUUUCGAUAGCGAAUCUUUAAGUUUUAGUCGCGAUAGGGUAAGCAGAUGUAGUGGUAGGGUUUCUUCUUCACCUUCCAUUGAUGUUCAACCGUGUGGUGUUUGCUCCAAGCUUUUGACCGAAAGAUCGUAUUGGGGCAGCCAGAAGGUGGCGGCGGCGGCGGGGUUGGCGGCAAAUGGGCUUCCGGUGGCGGCGGUUUUGAUAUGUGGGCAUGUUUAUCAUGCGGAGUGUUUGGAAAACAUGACACCCGAGGUUAACAAGUAUGAUCCCGCGUGUCCCGUGUGUACUUUUGGGGAAAAAAAGGUUUUUAAAUUAUCGGAAAAGGCACGAGGGGAAAUGGAUUUGAAGGGUAAGAUUGGUAAAUUGAGGAAAAGGGUGAUUGAUGGUGAUUCGGUUUUGUUUGAUGGGGUGAAAAGUAGAGGGCCAAGAAUGGGAGCAAGUUCUAGUAUGAAAAGUUCUUCGGGUAUUGGAAAACCGUUUUUGAGGAGACAUUUUUCUUUUGGGUAUAAACCGAAUAGAUCUUUGUCGGAUAAUGGAUCGAGAAAAAAGAAGUUUUUUUGGUCAAAAUCGAACAAGGAGUGAAGUUUCUUGAUUUAAAAGGUAGGAGUUGGUAUAAUAUUUCUAAAGAAAGAGAAGAGAUGAUAUAUGAUAUAUGAUAUAUGAUAUAUGAUAUAUGAUAUAUGUAUGUAGUUGUUUCACCUUCAUCAUCUCCACUCCAGCAUUGAGAGUUGAAAGCACAGGUGAAUGAAUAUUCAUUCAUAUACAACAACAGCUGGGAAGAAUAAUAUUUAUAUAUGAUGAAUUUCUAGAUUUAUUAUUUGUUUUUUUUUUUUUUUAACUUUUCGUAUUUUGUAAAGUAUUAUUAUUAAUGAUUAUUUUGUGUUAAUUCUCUCGCAUUUAAAUGUA
Lactuca sativa (garden lettuce) is the source of this 2002-nucleotide messenger RNA. RefSeq lists its product as uncharacterized. NCBI's taxonomy places the organism in Eukaryota, Viridiplantae, Streptophyta, Magnoliopsida, Asterales, Asteraceae. The record is from RefSeq and is a predicted model, not a curated record.